Messenger RNA from Rotaria socialis, 711 nucleotides. The record is from the annotation of a GenBank genome assembly. NCBI's taxonomy places the organism in Eukaryota, Metazoa, Rotifera, Eurotatoria, Philodinida, Philodinidae.
AUGGACGCAAAACAAUCCAAGUCAACUAUUCUGACAUCAACUGUAUCAUCAGGUGCCAUGCGCCUAAGGCGUCGUAUGGCUCAAAAUUAUUUGGUUAUUUGGGUAGAUGGCAACAUCGAUGAAAACAUCGAAGACUGCCGGAAUACACUGGCACAAUUGCGCGUAGUGGUAAGUGAAGUGAAUGUGUGCACAACACCCGAAGGAUGUAUCGAGUUGCUCAAUGAAAUGGACGAUGGAAAAGCUUUCGUCAUUUCAUCUGGUGCUUUAGGACAAAGCCUCGUAAAUGACAUUCAUGGUAUGCCAAAAGUGGAUGCCAUUUACAUCUUUUGUGGCAACAAGGCGCGCCAUGAAGCAUGGGCAACCGAUUGGCCAAAGAUUCGAGGUGUAUUCACCUCAAUAAAACCAAUAUGUGAAUCACUCAAAAAGGUCGCCCAUGAAUGCGAUCAUGAUUCAAUUCCGAUGAGCUUUGUUCCGAAGCGAUGCACGACAGAUGCAGAAUCGAACGUGCAAAAUCUUAGCCAAUUACCGCCUACUUAUAUGUACUCGAAAUUUAUUGCAAAAAAAAAAGAAAUUCCUGACGCAGAAAUAAAUGAACUAAAGCGUGAAUACCACCAGAAAUCAGCAGUAUGGUGGUAUACAUGUGAAAUUUUUCUCUAUGGUAUGCUUAAUUGGGGUUACGAUCGCUUGAUAUGGAAGCGAUGUCCAAGUUAG